Messenger RNA from Ramularia collo-cygni, 771 nucleotides. RefSeq lists its product as uncharacterized. NCBI's taxonomy places the organism in Eukaryota, Fungi, Ascomycota, Dothideomycetes, Mycosphaerellales, Mycosphaerellaceae. The coding region runs from base 1 to 771 and encodes 256 amino acids. The record is from RefSeq and is a predicted model, not a curated record. Gene Ontology annotation, molecular function: protein binding. The transcript is spliced from 2 exons.
AUGGCGACCAUCACUCCCCGCAAGCGCAAAGCUGUCGAUUUCAGCGAGCCCACGGUCACUGUCGUCGUGGGCGCAUCUCAAAAGAUCUUCACGCUGCACCCCAGUUUCCUUGUCACCGGGUCAAAAUUCUUUCGGUCCGCAUUAUCUGGACCAUGGAAGGAGUCCUUGAGCAAGAAAAUCACUCUCCCGGAGACGUCAAUCGAGGUGUUCCAGAGCUACGCAGUAUAUGUUUACACCGGCGAAAUUGACAUCUGUGCAGAGCCGCUCGAYGAAGCGAGCGACCCUGAAGCCCGUCAAACAUUCUAUCAGCUGGCUGAGCUGUAUUCUCUCGCUGAUGUCACGCUUGAUGACAAAGCUCUACGCAACGCCGUGAUUGAAGCCAUUGUCAAUUUGGAAGAGAAGAGCGGAUAUCAGCCCUCCUUCGCGGCAAUUAAGCAUGCGUACGAGAACUCUUCGGGUACCACUCCUCUUUGCCGCCUGUUGCUCGACAAUGCUCUGGCAGGCACUCAUCCUGACUGGCUGCGGGUUGUCUGGAACGAGUUGCCGGAAGAGUUCAUUACAUCUCUCAUGUAUGGAUGGGCGCAGGCUUCGUGCGACAAAGCGGUCUCAUAUAAGAGCUCGACGGAAGUCUCGAAAUGCAGAUAUCAUGAGCACGAUGCCGAUGUGCCACCUACAAAGGACUGUGUUGGAAAGGAGGAGGCGGUGAUAGUUCAAGUCUCGCUCAAGAAAAAGCGRACGCCGGUGAAGAGAGGCAUGCGGUCCGGUUCUUGA